Dentiscutata heterogama is the source of this 247-nucleotide messenger RNA. The record is from the annotation of a GenBank genome assembly. Lineage: Eukaryota; Fungi; Glomeromycota; Glomeromycetes; Diversisporales; Gigasporaceae.
UUCUACAUCUUAUAUUUUUGGUGAGGAAGAAAAUUAUGAAAAUUCUAAUGAAUUGGUUGAAAAUUAUGAAGGGUUCAGUGAAUCAGAUAGAAACUGUAAAGGGUCCAGUGAAUCGGAUAGAAACUGUAAAAGGUCAAAUGAAUCAAUAAGAAGUUAUAAUAAAGAAAACUCUGGUCCAUUUCCUGAAAAUGCUUUAAUUUUAGAUUUUAGAGAUGAAAAUUUUGACGAGCAUUAUAAUGAUUUGGAA